Lymnaea stagnalis (great pond snail) is the source of this 19696-nucleotide messenger RNA. The record is from the annotation of a GenBank genome assembly. Lineage: Eukaryota; Metazoa; Mollusca; Gastropoda; Lymnaeidae.
CGGGUGUCGACUUCCGGAUUUUUUGUCGACGACACCACAACAAAAACAACUGCCCUAUUUAAUAGUUUUUAUUCUAAUGAGUUUAGUUAUUAAUGGGUAAUAUUCUCACGUUACAAGUUAUCAUUGUGGAAGAAUGUACACAAUUAUUAUUUGAAAUCCUGAAACAGGUAAUUUAUUUUUGCCUACACUAAGUUAGUCGCAAAAUGUUUUACUGAGUGUUGGCGUUGGCCUGUGUGACUGUGUGCAGUGACUGCACUACUUCAAUUCACUGUUUUAGUUUUAUACCUUUACCUAGGUUACCAGUAACAUAUCUUUAUCGGUAGUGAUUAGGUUAGGUGUAUGGGUUUUGCAAAGAGUUAUCUCACCUUAGCGCAUUGAUGUCACUUUGGGGAACCCAACACUCAACUGAGGGUGAUAACUUUCCCACGCAAAUGUUGCGGUGGUGGCGCCACAAUGAGUUUCAGUUUCAAUGUAGAAUUACUAGGAUUUUCUCCAUUUUGUUUGUUUAUUCUUGGCUUUACUAGAGUUUCCUUUUUUUUAAAGUUUUAAAUUAGGUGCGGAGGGGGGGGGGGAGCUCAUUAAGCUAAAGCUCCAUUUCAAGAACUUUUUGUUUUUCCCUUUGAAAUAAAUAUUUUUAAAUUCACAACACAUCUUACUUUAAGUACAAAAGUUUUAAUAAACAAAAUUUAAAGCCUUAUAGUGAAAAAAGGUUGAAAAAAAAUUAUGCAUACAUUUCACAUAAGUUGUAGGCAAUACUCACAAGCUUGUGUCAAUAGCAUCCUUGUUUAGAGGGAAAAUGCCAUUUCCCCUGAAACUAUUCUUCACUCACUCUACUGUGAAAGUACUUUGGAAGAGGGUGCGCAACAGGCCAGGAAAAGUUUUCUUUGAUACUGGCCCAAGUGUGUUCUUGUAUUUUUCAACAGCAGGCUCUGCCACUUGAUUUUCACUGGCCGGAACACUGAUGUAUCCAGUGGUUGAAAAAGAUGGGUUGGAUGAGAGGGCAGGCAUAGGAGGAUGACACGGUUAUUUUUUGCAGACUCAAUAAGAGGCAAGCUCACAUGUGAGGCAUGUCUAUCAAAUAUGAGGGCUCGGGGUGGCUUUCAAUAUGCUUUGUGUUCUUUAGAAAAAUGUUGUGAAACCAGUCCAAAAACUGUGGUGAUUCCAUCCAGCCCUUCUUACUUGAUGUGUAGGCAGCUCCAUCAGCGCCACCCCGUACCCAGUCGCAGUACAGAUUUUUUCCAUUGUACACCACAAGGUGACAGUACCUGGCAGCUUGCGGAGCAUGCACAAUUUACAGUAACUUACUCACCUCCUGAGCCACCUAUGCUCUGGGUAACCCAGCAGCACCUUUUUGUGCUAACAUAACUUGGGUCUUCGAGUCAGUGACGAAACCCGUUUCUUCGCAGUUGAUUAUUUGACUUGGUAGGCCGCUAAUUCCAGCAUCUUGCAAAGUCCUCUUGAGCAAUUCAAACCAUUUCUUGAUGACCUCAGGGUCCUCAGCCUUGGCUCUGGCAUUGCUAAGGUGUUCUGUAUUUCUUGGGACCACUAUAAUAUCAUUGGGCUGAGUGGAAGACAUCACCACCCCUUUGCUUACAGUUAACCUAUUACUACCCAUUUUCAGCAUUUUGAUAUGCUUUUCUAAAAUAACAAAAUCCUGUACAAAAGAAAUUCAGAGACCCUGUGUACGCUUUCUGUAAGUACUUAAGGGGGGUAGGCUGCCAAAAAAAUUUUUUUUUUUAAUCAAUCAACUUAGAGCAACUAUUUUACUAUGGUCAUAUUUAGCUAUGAAUGGGGAUAUAUUUUCAUGGUUUAAAUUUUUUAUAUAUAUAUAUAUAAUUGCCAUAGCAACGGCGGCCACCUUGAAAAUAAUACCCAUUCGUAGAGUUCUAAAAUUUUAAAAACAAACAUACAUAUUGCUUUAAAAAAUGAUUGAUUCAUGAACUUCAAGUAUAUUUAGAGGUACUGAACUAGUUUAAUUUCCUUCAAACUUUUCAACAAAAAAAAUUUUAAUUUUUAAAAUUUGUCUCGGCAGAACACGCUUAAAAAUUUACAAUCCUAGGAAAAUAAAAAAAAAUAUUUAAAAAAAAGAAAUUGACCAAAUUGACUUUUGUAUAGCUCAUUACCCACAAAAUAGUUAAAAGGAAGAUACCCACCAAAUUUUAUUGCUCUAGCUUUUAUAUUAGCACUGAGAUUUUAGAAUUCUACGUUACAAAACAACAGAAAAAUACAAUUUUGAUAAAAAUCAAUUUUAAACUUUAAAAGUGAAUAAUUUUAAGUUUAUUAUAAUAAUGAAGUUCUUUUACAUAUUUUUUUUUUGUUCAGCAACAUGGACAUGGGGAUUUAUAUUUUAUUUAUUUGGUUUUAAAUACAUUUUAUAGUAAAGCCAAAGAUUGUGUUAAUAUUUUGUAUUACUUUAGUUUUAUGUAAUAUAAAAAGGUGAACAAAAAUUUGAAAAUACAAUUAGCUUUGAAAUUAGUAAGUGGAUAUGUUUCAUGUGGCCAUAAAUCUAAAAUCCCUCAAAGCUUGUUUAUCACCAUAGUAGGCAAAGAAAAUUCAAUGAUUGAAUGCAGUAUUCAUUCCAAUUUUGACUGCCUUAAGAUUUAUCCCACCCUUUUUCUUUCAAAUUUUAAACUUGUAUGUAUUAUACAGCUACUUCUUAAAAUAUUAAGAGUAGCAAAAUUACUGGGCUAGUGACAUUGUCAGUUAGAAUCUUAAGGCAUUAGAGCUUCAGGUGGUAGAGAAAAUCAACUUAGCGUAAUGUUAUAUGUUUAAAAGAAAAUAAGAAAAUGAUGAGUUAAAAAUGUCAGGUACAAUUUGCUCAACUGAAAUACAGCUAAUUAAAUUGGUGUAGAAGAGUGCAAUACUUCUGUUCUUCUAUUUAUACUACUCCUGUUAAUUUUUAUCUUAAAAAUUCAAUAAUCUGAUAAAAAAAAAUUUCCCUGAAUUCCAGUGAAAGACACCUACUGGAGUUGUUUUCAACCAAGCGUGACUGUCAGAGCUGUGCAAACCUUUACCAUGGACAUUUUUUUGGGUGGAUUUUAUGUCUUGACUAUUUUGUGUGCUCUUUUAUACCUUGCAACUAGAGCUGCACUCCCUGCUGUUACAGAUGCUGCCUUUAGUGUCUUUCAACGAACAUACCUUGUCGUAUACCUCCUCGCAAUGGGUAAGACUUUGUUUUAAGAAAUACUUUAACAUAUUUCUUGUUGAAGUCUGUACAUUUAAGUCACUUAGUGUAUGUGCUUAUUUCAACAUGAAAUUUGCUAAAGAAGUAAGUUAUUCUGACUCCAAAAUGUUUUUUUUAAAUUUUGAAGACGUGUAGUUCUUUAUUAAAAUAUGUUAAUCUACUAUUCAGUUCCUGCAUAUAAACGCAAUGAAAUGAAAUCUAAUGUCUGAUUGAAUGCAACUUUUUCAGGUGGGGACUGGCUACAGGGACCUCAUGUCUAUGCCUUGUAUGAAAGUUAUGGGAUGACAACUGAACAGAUUGAUAUCUUGUUUGUGGCAGGAUUUGGAUCAAGCAUGAUAGUAGGAACACUUGUGGGAUCUAUUGCUGAUAAAUAGUAUGUUGCUUUAAUAAGUAUUGCCCCAUUGUAAACAAAAAAUAUAUAACCUAGUUAUCUUUCAGGGAUAUGUAAAAAGCCAGAACUUCAAUAAAUCAAUAUUUCAAUCCAAACAGGCUAUUUUUAAACAAAAUUUUCUUAGUACUGAUUGAUAAAAAAAUCUGACUGAAAAAUCUUGUGAAGUGAGCCUGUUAUUGUGAGAAUGUUACAACCUUAAUGUCAGCCUUGGCUUUAAUUGAAAUCUUUGUGUUAAAAAUAUUGAUUUUCAGUGGCUUUACAUUAAUCAAUAUUCUGUGAAUCAGUUUGACAUUCAGUAGUCUGAUUAUAGGAAGAAUUUUAAAAGGAAUACUAUUACAUAGACUAUGUUUGAUUAUGAAUAUAUGAUAUUUAGUAACAAAAUAUAAAAUAGAUCAUUGCUGAAAUAUAUAAAUGUAUAAAGAAAUCAUAUAAUGAUUGAAAUGAAUAGCUCCAAUCUUUUUAUAACGGGACAAUUGAAUGUAAAUCAAUUUUGGUUUUCAGCACUAUACUAUUAUCUAAUAAAGUCACAAUGGAGAUGGCGCGGAUGGGUCGUCGAGCGCGAGCUCAUAAUACACCCCCCACACAGGUCAACGCCGGGUCUCCCCACACCCAGACUGUGCUGAAGCACGUCUGGAACCUACCCCCCACCUGGCCUGGGGGACGUCUGGUCGACUGAAAAUGCUGCGUUUAAAGCAAUCGCGGUCCACUCUCCUUGGGUCUGAACGGCUUUGCUUCCUCUCCGGGGUAAAUGUGUUGCAUUACCUCCCCCCACCGUCCAGGGAGUUGUCCGGUCGGGACGAAAGCUGGGAUGAAACGGUUGUCUAGGUGCAGCUUUCUCAGGGCCGCGUAGCUAAAAUCAUCGGUAUGGGUUUUAACCGCCACCCAGACCUCAUAUACAUUAAAGGCAACAAGUAAUCAUGAUAUUGCAUUACUUCCGUUGCGUUGGAAGUCAUGCAUGUGGCUGGGGUUUUUGGCUUUGGGAGGGGAAUGUCCCUACUAGUCAGGCAUGCCACGAAGAGGCAAACCCCAUGUGACACCUCCGAGUGGCCUCAGUGGUCCGGGACUCUGGCUUAGAGGCGUUCAGUCAUCGUCACUCCUGCUAUAAUAUUAUCAAAGUUUCACUAAUUUUUUAAGAAUGGGAGUAAAAAUUUUUAUAGCUUUUGGGGAUAUCAUAAAAACCAUAUCAUAAAAAAUCAAUAAAUUACUGUAUCACACUUAUUAAAUAGCAUAACUUUCAAGGGUAAAAUAAUCCUGUAAUUGUUUUCUUAUUUAUAGAGAAUAGAUGUAACAUUAUUAAAAUAUUGAAAAUAAAGUCAUAAUAUAAAGCAAUUUAUUUUUCAAUUUUUUAGUGGCAGAAGAACAAAUUGUAUGCUGUAUGGUGUCUUAUAUGGUGCUGCCUGCAUCACCAAGGUAAGUUACAGCUGUACUAUUUUUACAUGAAACAAAUUGAGUAAUAUCAACUUUCUUGUUAAUUGUUUGACAGGGAUCAUUCUCAGACGUUUCUUUUUGUCAUUUUCAGCAUUUUGGUAAUUUCUGGAUCUUAAUGAUUGGUCGCCUCCUAGGUGGCACAGCCACAUCCAUAUUGUAUAGUGCCUUUGAGUCCUGGCUUGUCUAUGAACAUAAUAAGGUACAGUGUGAAUGCAUUGUAAAGUUAUAAUCCUAUGCAAUGAAUGUCGAUUUAUUUCAAAUUUAUAUUAACUGAAGGGUCUUGUGACGUGCUUCCUUGCAUAGUAUUAAAAAUGAGCAUACAUUUGUUUUUUCUUUACCCAGAGAGGCUUUGACAGCAGCUUGCUGGGAAACAUCUUUAGCUUGGGUGUUCUUGGCAACUCUGUUGUCGCUAUUAUAGCUGGUUUAAUAGCCCAGAGGUUUGCUGAUGCAUUUGGAUUUGUGUAAGUGCAUGGAAACUGCCUGCAACAUGAGCUGAUUAUUAUUUUACUUUAUGCAAUAGUUUAGAUUAGUGUAAGUUUAAAUGCUAAUUGGAGAAACUAAGAACAACCUUACUGACCUUUAAGAAUACAUCCUGGGAUAAUUUCCUUGAAAUCAUCCAAACACAUGGAAUAGGAAGCAUAUUUUUAGGUUAUCACUUUAUGUAAUUGUCAGAUUAAAGUAGAUGAAUGAAAAUGUACUCCAUAGAAUGCAUUGGUUAAUCUUCUGUUUCAUAGACUUGUUUUACUUGUGCUUAAGGGCUCCUUUUGAUGUUUCCUUGGUGGUGCUUACUUUGAUGGUCAUCAUAAUCACCAUGACUUGGACAGAGAACUAUGGGGAUAAAACUAGUAACAUCUCUCAUUCUUUUGGAACAGCACUAAAUGCCAUCAGACAAGGUACUUAUCCACUCAACAUUUGAUUCACUGCAUGCAUGCUGUCAACUCCUAUAGUCUUCUUGGAUUGAUUACAUUCGUCAAGUUCUUUUCACACGUUGAAGCGUCGUACUAUUCUCACUAUCAUCGAACAAACUCAACUCCUUUUUAUGAUAACUAUAACUUUAAUGUAUAAGUAAAUAUAAUACACAUAACACUUGAAUAUAGCGCAGCUCGCUAUCAGACCUAAAUAAUACACAUCCUAUCACUCCAAAGUUCCACUCAAGACUGCCGCACGACUAAAACAUACGUCACAAUACUGCAUAGACAAUACGUCACGAAUCAGCAUAAAAAUAUGUCAUAGAGACAAUGGUGGGAAGAGCGUUCACUAACUAUAAUAGUCAAGCGCGGGAAAAGCGUUCAACAACUAAUGAACAUAAUAUUGAGUCGCAACAAUUACUAAUGAACGCUCAUACUCGACACAUGCAUCUAGCAAUGGAUCUAUUAGAGCCAAAUGACAUUUUAAUGAGCUAUUAAUUUCCAGCUUUGGAUCAUUGCCAAGAUAAUUUCAGUAGUUUUUUUGUUUUAUUUCCUUCACUUUUAUUUUCAUAUUUAUAAUUAUAUUUUGCUAUUGACUUAACAUUCUAUGUACCAAACUUUUUAAAAAAAAUAUUUAAAAAAAAAAAUGUCUUAUGAAAGUUUUAUUUUAUCAAACUUUUUUGUAAAAAAUCUACUCAAGAUUUGUUUCUCUUUUUACCAUUGACAUAGAAUUCCCAGUACUACCAAUGCCUUCUUUCAGAUCACAAAGUCCUCUGCCUUGGUUUGAUCCAGUCACUGUUUGAAGGUGCUAUGUACUGUUUUGUGCUAGAGUGGACACCAUCACUUAGUAUUAUUUACAAGUCCAAGGUUGGGACCAGUGACGUAGACGAGGUGCACACAGAUAUCCCACAUGGUCAUAUAUUUGCUGCAUUUAUGGUAAGUUAGUGAUAAUAUUCUAACUAGAGACCAGAAGGCUUGGAAAGAAAUUUUCAAUGGCCUAAGGCCUAUGAUCGACUAGGAGUUGAAAAGGCAAAGAAGAAGUGAUUUAUUUUUAAUGUUAGCCACACUUUUGAUAUAUUAGUCAUAUUUAUGGCAAUUAUUGAUAUAUUUGCUAUAUCAAUUGUGUUAGUAUGGGCUAAGGCAGGGGUUCUUAAUAUUUUAUGAUGAGCUACCUCAUCUUGAUUUAAAAUAUAUUUCCUGCACCCCCCACAAUAAAAAUGCUAAUAAACCUGAUUUUGUUGGCCUUCUCGCUCCCCCUACACUGCAGGCUGCCCUGGUUAAGAACUCCCAGGGCUUGAGGAAUGUGUUAGUCUGUGUGAACAAGAACCUAGUUUCAGAGCAGUACAAGCAUUCUUAUGAUCUAUUGCUUUGAUAGUUAUGGUUAUCUAAAGGUAAAGAGUUAGGAGUAGGCGGGCCCAAUAACUGUGUUUCUGUAAUGCUUGUCUGGUUGAUGGGACCAUGUCUUUAUUCUGUGAUCAUAGAGAUUUCUUGUUCGACACUUAGCUAGACUUUGAAGCUGCAUUCGUGUCUGAUGUAUAAAUCUGUAUCCCUCAAAUUAGUUGGAAAUUGUAAUAUUAAGUUAAUGUACAUGUUUUCCAUUUCCUUGAACAGGUGUCUUUGAUGAUUGGAUCUUCUUUGUUUAAACUUUUAAAUAAAUACACGUCAGCGGAGUCUUUUAUGAGGUGAGCUGGGGCUGCACAGUGUGUGAUUUAGGCUUAGAGAAACUCUGAGGGAUAGAUGGUGAAUGGUUAUAUCUGAUGUUAUGUGUUCAAUAAUUGGAUUUAUAUUUUAACCCUCAUCAUGCUUAUUUAUAACUAAGGGAAAUUUUCAACGUAAGUAGUAAUUCAUGUUAAUGUUACAGUCACUGAAUUCUUCCAAGCAUCAUCAGUAUGUUAUAGAUAUUUUGAUCUCUAUUUCUUACUUGAACAGAUUUGUGUUGGCUGUGGCAGGUCUCAGUUUGAUGACUCCUAUAUUUUUUAAGGGGGUGAGUUUAUUUGCUGUGUUUCACGAUCCUAUUUGGUUUUUACGUGUACAUAGUGCAUCCAACUAAUUUUGAAUUACAUUUAUCUAAUGACUUUAUAUGAUAGUCCCGGACAAUGAAAGUUUUCAAAACACGGAGUUUGUGCAAAUUAUUUUUUUCUAGAUUUCACUGUUUACACUUGCAACCAUUAAAAUUGUAAGGAGUAAAUAUAAAUAAUUUUACAGAUCUCAAUUAAAUUUAUUUGAAGUAGGUUAAAUUGUCAUGACUUAAAGUCCAGUACUCUUGAAGUUACUAUUGAAUAAUUUAUUUAUUUCAGAACCAACUGAUCAUUUUUAUUGGUUUCCUGGUGUUUGAAACUUGUGUUGGCAUCUUCUGGCCAUCCAUGGGGACAAUGAGAGGGAAAUAUGUGGCAGAGGAAAGUAAGUGCUUCUAGCUAUCAGUUAAAUACAACAACAUACAUAUUGUUGUAGAUGCUCUCAAUAAAAUAUGUGACAAAGAAAAUAUUAUUGCCGAUAGAUCUCUGUAAUUGCAAUAAUUACCAUAAAUAAAAUUGUUUAUUCUUGUAUACUAGCCCGUGCCACCACCAUGAACAUAUUCCGCAUUCCAUUGAACAUGAUAGUUGUGAUCAUUUUACUUCAGGUGAGAAAUCUUUUAAUGCACUAGAAAUUUCCUGUCCUUGAUCUCGUGCUUUUUUUUGUGGUUUUUUUUGUGUGUUUUUUUUUUGUGUGUGUUGUAUUUAAUUACCCGUGAUCCAACUUCCUGAUCAGGAAUUUAGUUGCUUCUCAGAGAAAAGCUAAAAUAUAUUUAUGUCCUUUCAUCUUAAGUCUUAGUUUGAUGUAAUUAAUAUAUGACAUACUAAUGACAUAUAUCAAGUUUGAUGUAAUCAAUAUAAGAAAUAAUGAAAAGUAUCAAGUUUGGUAUAAUCAAUAAUGGAAUACCUCAAGUUGAUGUAGUCAUUAUGUGACACAAUCAUGAAAUAUAUCAAGUUUGAUUUCAUAAAUAUAUGAGAAAUAAAUAUAUCAAGUUUGAUGUAAUCUUUACAUAUGACAUAAUAAUGAAACAUAUCAAGUAUGGUGUAAUUGAUAUAUGACAAUGAAAUAUCUCAAACAGUUAUGUAAUGAAAAUAAGACAUAAUGAAAAAUAUCAAGUUUGAUAUAAUGAAAUAUCUCAAGUUUGAUUUAAUAACUAUAUGACACAAUGAUAAAAUACAUGGUGUUUGCUUUAUUCCUAUUUUAUAAUUGUUCCUAUUUUAACAUAUCUCAACCAAUAUUUUACUGGACUGCAAUUUGAUGGUUUUUUAAAUUACAACCAAACACAUCCUUAUCUGCUUAUUUAGUUCAAUUUUGAAUAAUUUUUAUAAAAAUUUAUAUUUUUCUAUGCACGCAGAUGAUAGGUUUUAUUUGCGAUACAGUUACAGAUAAUUAAAGUAUAGACAUAAAAUUUAAUAUUUCAUUUACUUACCGAUAGUGCUUGAAAGUAACAACGUCUUUCAUUAAUAACUUUAAGAAAUCUUUUUGCUUUAUGCAUCUUUUUUUGUCUACCCUUUGACAGCAUCUAGACAGAGACACCAUCUUUGAAUUCUGUGCAUUUUUCCUCAUGGUUGCUGUUGUUUGUCAGCAGUGGCUAUACACGUGAGUUACUUAUGUUGUGCUUCCAGUGGGGUCAGUGGUAGGGAUGUAGAGAUGGACUUACUAGACAAGAGAACUCUGUAGGUAAUAAGACAUGGAUUAACUCAUGAGUUGGGGAUAGUUGGCGUGUUUCAGGUAGUUUUUUAUAAAUUUAUUAUUUUUGUUGCGCAAAGCACCUUUUCUUUUCCCAUCAACUUUGCAUGGAUAUAAAGUUCAAUUAAAUAAUCGCUAUUUUUGCAAUACAAAAUUUAUUCAUGGAUUUCUUUCUUCUUAUUGUAAAAUUUAAAAAAUGAGUACCAAGCAUCAAAACAUCUCCACGGUGUUAUUUAUAUACAUGCAAGUUUUUGGUUACAGAUUUAGAUUAUUAAAUACAUUUAUAUAUGGCUGCUGGAACAAAAAUUCCUCUUUUUUUUUUACUUCAAAGUCUUGGCACAGAUCUGUUCCCUUUACGAAAUGUAGGAAAUUACCAGAUUUUUUUGUUAGUGUUAUUUAGGGCUUGCAACACUGGAGUUACCCCCCAAAAACUAAGGAAAUAGUUUUUAUGAUGUAUAUUAUUGGUAACACAAAAUAAUUUUUAAAAAAAAUAAAGAAAACAAUAUUUAUGCAUUUCAAACCAAUAAAAGCUCUGAUAGCCUGGAUGUAAUCCCACUUUUUUUAAAGGGGGAGGGGUUGUUUGCCAAAACCAUUUUACAGGGGGGGUGGGGGGGCAUUUCACUGGUGGUUGAUAUUUUAAAUUCUUAGCCCUCAAUGUGUAAGUGUAUAAUGGAAAAUCACAAUUUCUUUCCACUGUCAAAAUCGCAAAUAAUUCUCAAAAUGUUCUAAUGGGCUUCUCAAUAUUUUUUUUUUUAAGAGGUGAUGGAUUUCAAAGUGCAAUUUAGUUAAAUCUGAAUGAAGGCAAUUAUAAAUGUUGGGGUGAUGUGCUCAAAGUCCCAUUUCAUUUGGGGUUCUCUUGCAUGAUUAAUGGUCUGAUCUUUUUGGUUUAAUGUUCUUAGUAACAGCUGAAAAGAUCUGCUUGAAAUUGUUUUAGUUUCUGUUAUACUGUUAGUUUCACAUUUGCCACUACAUCAGUAUCUGUACCUCACUAACUUUACAUCACUAUCUUUACAUCACUAUCUUUACAUCACUGUCUUUACAUCACUAUUUUUACAUCACUAUCUUUACAUCACUGUCUUUACAUCACUGUCUUUACAUCACUGUCUUUACAUCACUAUCUUUACAUCACUAUCUUUACAUCACUAUCUUUACAUCACUAUCUUUACAUCACUAUCUUUACAUCACUAUCUUCACAUCACUAUCUUUACAUCACUGUCUUUACAUCACUGUCUUUACAUCACUAUCUUUACAUCACUGUCUUUACAUCACUGUCUUUACAUCACUGUCUUUACAUAACUGUCUUUACAUCACUGUCUUUACAUCACUAUCUUUACAUCACUAUCUUUACAUCACUGUCUUUACAUUACUAUCUUUACAUCACUGUCUUUACAUCACUGUCUUUACAUCACUGUCUUUACAUCACUAUCUUUACAUCACUAUCUUCACAUCACUAUCUUUACAUCACUGUCUUUACAUCACUAUCUUUACAUCACUAUCUUCACAUCACUAUCUUUACAUCACUGUCUUUACAUCACUAUCUUUACAUCACUAUCUUUACAUCACUAUCUUUACAUCAAUAUCUUUACUUUAAUAUCUUUACUUUAAUAUCUUUAUUUUAAUAUCCUUACAUCAAUAUGUGUAUCUCACUAUCUUUACAUCAAUAAUUUUACAUCACUUCUUUCAGGACAACUCAUUUGUAAUAUAAACUGAUAAUCAUAACUACGUUAAAGCCGAUUUAUUGCUAAAACUGACACAAAGUUUACUCUUUGAUAAAUUAAGAAAUUCCGUACAUGGUGGCGUUCAUGGUGGCAUACAGAGUGGCGCCCAAGAUGGUGCAGUAUUGAAAUGAAUGUGCUUGCUGCUAAACUAUUGUCUGCCAAAUGGCCGUUAUCAAACAGACCUGGGGCAGAUCAUUAUAAACCCCUAUUCACAAGUUCAAGUAUCUUGAAUGCUAUUUUUAUUUUCAAGUGUGUAGUCCAGGCCCAGCUCCAGUAUGACAUCACAUGUAUUGAACAAUGCCUCCAUACUUGCAAGCCCUACUUAACAGAAGAACUUAAUCGUUGAUGUUUUUUUUUUCUCAUUAUACGAGUGCUUCUCAAACCACAAUUCUCAUGGCAGAUACAACCAGCUUACACAUUGCUCUUAAUUAAAUUUAAUAUACCACUGUGCUGUGCUCACUGUAUUGUGCUCCUCUCCUCACUUCUAGCAACUGUACAUCAAAUCUUGAAUGGUCAAAUGAAACAAAACAACCGUACACCACAUUGACCAUUCACUUACACACACAUGCAGUAAACUACGAUUGACUUGUUUUAGAUCUCAAGUUCAUCAUCCACGUAUACAGUAAACUAAUAACUCACUAACUGCAUCAUAAGCUCACCGUCCACAUACUCAGUGAAACAAAAUGUCUGUGGCAUGAUCCCAAUUUUGAACUUUUACUUUGACUUUCAAUGUUUUUCUUUUCAGUAUGAAUCCCCCAACUUCUUGGCCUAAACACUUUGAUGUGGUAACCUUUAUAGCAUUUUCAUUUGCCCUAACAACUGCAUGCCAAAGCUGUUCCAUCACUAUCACGGGUUUAAUUAUGCUGACAUUCUGGGCUUCAAAGCACAUUAACGUUCACUGUGUACACCACACCUUCUCCGGGGUGACAUGCAGAUGGCUGGUAACUGUAAGAAAAAUAUUAUUAUGCCCUGGGUGCCAAUAGUAUGGCAGUGCCCCAGACUUGGACGAUACCAUAGUCUCAAUUUAAUAGUCUGAAAAGCUGAGCUGAUCAUUUGAGUUGAAUCCAUUUCUAAAGAUACAAUUUUAAUUGUUAUGUUGUAUUUAGUCGUAAUUUGGACUAAACUAAAUGCAGACAUUAAUUACUCUGCAAGUUUUAGGGAAGGGAGUUCUGGCAAUGAUCACAUAUUCAUCCUAAAGCAAUGCCUAGAGCUGGCAAAGUGCUGUUCUACACCUUGUCUGCACACUUUUCACCAUGGUCUCAGGAAGAGGGGGACAUUCUCAAAUGGCAGUUACGUUGAUGAUGCCAUUUGUUAGGAUGGGGAUGCCAUUUCUUCGUUGAUUUUUUUAAAAAAAGCUUUAGAAAUUCUUCAUAUUUAGUCACUUUGUAAGAUUCUCCUACAAUUUGGCCUCACGCAAAACGCUAGUCUGCAUGAUCAAGUCACGUCAAAAACCUAAGGACCAUUCACACACACACACGUGCAGUAGCCCAUUGGCAGAUGUUUAAAAACCUAUAGAUCAAAGUCUCAAUAUCCUAUUUGAAAAUGUUUAAAAACCUAUAGAGCAAAGUCACAAAAGACCAUUGGCAGAUGUUUAAAAACCUAUAGAGCACAAUAUCACAUUUGCAGAAAACCUAUAGAGCAAAGUCACAAUAUCCCAUUGGAAGAUGUUUAAAAACCUAUAGAGCAAAGUCACAAUAUCCCAUUGGAAGAUGUUUAUAAACCUAUAGAGCAAAGUCACAAUACCCAUUGGUAGAUGUUUAAAAACCUAUAGAGCAAAGUCACAAUAGCCCAUUGGAAGAUGUUUAAAAACCUAUAGAGCAAAGUCACAAUACCCAUUGGUAGAUGUUUAAAAACCUAUAGAGCAAAGUCACAAUAGCCCAUUGGAAGAUGUUUAAAAACCUAUAGAGCAAAGUCACAAUAUCCCAUUGGAAGAUGUUUAAAAAACUCUAGAGCAAAGUCACAAUAGCCCAUUGGAAGAUGUUUAAAACCUAUAGAGAAAUGUCACAAUAGCCCAUUGGAAGAUGUUUAAAAACCUAUAGAGCAAAGUCACAAUAUCCCAUUUGAAGAUGUUUAAAAAGAUGUAGAGCAAAGUCACAAAAGAUGAUAUUGAAAUGUUGACAUCCAAAUGGAGAUCCCUAUGGAGCCAGGUCUCAACAAAUGACAUUGGGAAUGUUAUGACAUUUAGAAUGUUGACACCCAAGUAGAGAUCAAACAAGCUGAGCAUCCACACAAAGAUGAGAAUUUAAAAAGAAGUUAUUCUUGAUUGAAUGUCACCAAGCUCACUUCCCAGGAUGGACUUCUCAAGAAAAGCAAACCUGCAGGAGACCAAAAGAAACCUGGGUCAGGAUAUUAGAAAAAUAACUUGAGAUUACAGACGCAUCCGCAAAACUUGGAUUCCUUUGGCGUUGUCUUAACACCAGUCGGCAAGCAAGAAGUGAAUUAACAGACGGCUCGGCAGAAGCUUCAUUCUUUUGGUGUUGUCUUAGCACCAGUCGGCAAGGAGUGAAUUAAUGAAAAUACAUUCUUACUCGUCAUUUGACUGUUUUUUAGCCCUGACUUCAUCCCUGCAUCUAUCUUAACAUUUCUUCAUCCUGUCAUUGAUAUGUCGCUUGAAUAUAAUCAAAAAAUCAUAUUUGUCAUUUUUAGAUAAAAAUAUAUAUUUCUCCCUUUCCGCCAAAGUUCAUUCAUAAAUUAUGGCUCUUUUUACUGCUUAUGUUGUAACUAAAGUGUUGAUAAAAGUGAUUUCAAAAUAAUUUCACAAAUUUCAUUCUGGGUGAAAAUGUUAUUUUUUUAAAAACAAUUUUUAUAAUUUAAAAUAAAGAAAAUGUUUAACUUCAGGUUUUGGGAAAAUUCUAUUAACUAAAUAACUUUUUUUAUUAGUGAUAUCAUUUUGUUUUUUAAAGAAAUAAUAGGAUUUAUAUGAUUAUUAUAUGUUGUGAAUAUAAAAGUAAUCAUCAAUGAGUUGUAAACGUAAUUUACUAACACGGUCAGUGUAGUAUGUAUUAACAUUGUCAUUUUAGUAUGUAUUAUAAAAUACAAAGUAGCAAGUGUAGGCAAGUGUCGGUAGGGUAAGAGAUUUGUUGGCUUUGUCUUGUGAGACUGGUUUCUCAAUAUGACUUUUAAGAUUGCCAUAUAUAUGUUAAUAUUACCUUUUAAAACAUUUAUACCAACUAUUUACAAUGGGAAAAUUUGUAUGGUAUCUUGCGGUCCUAAAACUUUUUCAGUGGCCAAAACUAUUGCUUCUAUUUAACCUAUCCAACUGCAUUAAAUUUUCUCUUCUCCUAAGUCUAUAUAACACUAAUUCAUUUGUCAGUCAAAUUUUUCUUAAAUAUUUAAUGACCAGAAACAGGGUUCACUUCAAUACCAUUGUCAACUUGUUUCUGUGCAUGCCUUUUUUUUUUUUAAUCUGUGUCAAAUACUUCCAUGAUUUUAUUUAUAACUUAUAGAUAUCUUGAAAAUAAUAUUCUGCUGUCUGUUCAGAAAUAGUUACAAAUCAAUUAAAAUUCAUUUGUCAGUCAAAUUUUUCUUAAAUAUUUAAUGACCAGAAACAGGGUUCACUUCAAUACCAUUGUCAACUUGUUUCUGUGCAUGCCUUUUUUUUUAAUCUGUGUCAAAUACUUCCAUGAUUUUAUUUAUAACUUAAAGAUAUCUUGAAAAUAAUAGUCUGCUGUCUGUUCAGAAAUAGUUACAAAUGAAUUAUGGAAACAGCCACACAGCAACCAAGCUCCAAAACUGUAUUUCAAGCACAUGAGACUAUCCUAUAUUUGUAGAAUGUGUCUGAGCUUGUCAAUAGUGACAGUUUCUGGGCUGCAUUUCAAGCUUAAAUUGCUUUCUAUAAAUAGCAUUGUUGGUUGUUGGAGAACUGUGCAUAGUGUGGUGGUGGGAACUGCACCUUGACCUUGGCCAGAAAGCUUAGGGUUAAGGUGUUUGAGCUAAAGUGAUCACACCCCAGACAUUGGUGGUAUUCUAAAUUUGAAUUAGGUUCAUGGUGAUAAAAGCCACAACUAGAUCAUUAUAUAGUCUUCAGUUUAUAUCACUAUCUUAUCACAUCAUUAAAUCUAUUGCACUAUUUAUAUAAUUUUUUUUUUUAAUUAGAAAAUUUUAACGAGAUUAUGUUUCAAAAUAAAUUAUGUGUAUAUAAAUAUGCUCCUUGACUUCACUGAAAGUCUGUGUGUGUUGUUCCACAGGUUGUGUGAAGGUCUGCCCAGGACAGCUAACAUCAGUGAGAAGGCUGGCGUCCUUAGAAGUGACAGUGUGGUUGAGGCUCAGGAGAAAGAAGAAGAAAUUGUCUAAGUGAUGUGAGUCCUGGACUUGACUUGGCCCAUCAUGAGGAUUACAAUGUGUCCUAUCCAGAGACAGAUGUUGACAUUUUCCAUUUUUAUAUCUCAAUCUCAAUGUUUGAAAUCCUGGACACUGAAGGAACAUAGUUUUACUCUCCUGUGGCCCUGUGAUGCCUCCCAGCUGUCAUUGAAAUAUGUAUAGGCUUGCUAGCAGGUGAUAAGAAUAUGAAGCACUGCUCUUACGGGACUGGAGAAAUAUACAGUUAUAAAUAUGUAAAAAUUAAAUCUUAUAAAGAGGGCUUGGUAUUUACAAAGAGGGUGUUAAAAGGGUGUUUACAUUUUGUGUCUUUGUGUUAAUGAUCUGUUUUUAUAGUGGACACUUUCAUCCAUUGAAUGUUUUAUCUACGUUUGGCCAACAGUUGGCAUGUUAACCUUUAUCAUUCCAGGUUGAUUGUUGUUUUGGUGACAUGUGGCAGUGUCAGCCAAUGUGACAUUGAAUGUUAUAAUGUGGCAGUGUCAGUCAAUGUGACAUUUAUCUCAUUUCACAAUCUUGAAGUAAUUAUAGGUUUGGUGGGGAAAAAUUUUUGAAGUGAAAUUAAUUUUAUUUGACAAAUUAAAUUAUGAAAAUUGCCAAGUUUUAAAAAUUUUGUUGAAGUUUAUGUUGACGUAAUUAUUUACAUAUUUUUGUGCUUUCUAUAUUCACUGAACAUUCAAUGACGUCCAUUUAUUGUGGGAUUUCGUAGAUUUAUAUACUAAUAUACAGUAUGCAUUGUUAAUCGUCCUCACAUUUGUCAACGGAAUAUUGAUUAAAUUAAGCAGCCAUUCUAAUAAAUGAAAAACAGAAGAAUGUACAUGUAUGCAUACAUUUACUCAUACUAAUAGUGUGUAUAUUUUCUAGGGAAAUGAAAAAUGAUAGGUAAAAAAAAAAAAGAAAACUAUAUCACCUUUAAUACUAAAGUUAACAUAGGCCCUGUAUCCUCAAAGUAAUAUAAACUCUUACAAAUAUUCAUUGAUUUUUGUUUGUAUUAAAUGAUCACUAAAAGGUUUGCACAAAGAGAUUCAACUAUAAUACACAUUUUUUGUAAUAUCUGUCCCCACCACUAGUUGACAAACUAUUAUAGUUUUCACAUGUUCCUGGUUUUGUUUCUGGGAUUCUAUCGGAUUAGGUUCCUUCUGCUUCUCUUGACUAUCACAUAUUAUAGAAUUUGAUAUUACUUAGACUACCGCUGCCAGACUACCUACACAUCAUAACAUUAUGCCAUUAAAAGGAAUGCAGCGCAUACAGUAUCUAUAUGUGAUUUAUGAUGUCUAUUCACUCUCUGUCAUGGAUUCCAAUAUCCGAAAGUAAGAUUCAAAUAAACGGGGGGGAAAAAACAUCGAUAAUUUCAUGAUUUUGAAAUAGUCUCAUUGAUUCUAUGAAGCUGCAGAGUCUAUUAACCAGUGAAAAUAAUAAACAGGCCACGCUGCACUUCAUUGUCUCUCUGCUAGAUGGUGCUUUAAACCACUCCCAGCUCAAUUAAGAUUUGCCAGCUGUCAUAAUACAAUAAUUUUGUUGUACUAUCAAACUGUUACAUGCAUAUUUUCUUGUUGUGAUAUUUAAGUAUUUUGCUGCCAAGAACUUGAAUUCAAAUGGAGCAUUUCAUGUUAUGGCAUAAUCUAUAUUUAUACUGGUUGGCCGCCAUCUGAGUCCCUUGGUGGUGAGGAGAUAUUCGUUCAGCAUCUCUUCAAAAGCUGCUGUUAAUUCAGAGCAGUCAUUUAGACCAAAAAAUUUCCAGCAUCAAUUUGAUUCAUUUUUAUUCAUUCUUUUAAGUAAGCAUUUACCCUAAAAGUGUAGUUUUUCAAUAAUUCGAUACAUUUUUCUUCAAACACAUUUAAAGAAGCUUUCUGUUCACCCUUUAGCGACAAAUACCUUACUGCUAGCUUAAAACUAGGACACAAUAUGCUUUGUUUACUAUUUCCCAGAAAAUGUGUUAAACUGCCAGGGAUUGUAGAUAGGGGAGCAUUCAUGUCUAUCAAGGACUAAGAUUAUAGUUUUGUGUACAGGGUACUUAUAACUCACGUGCUUUGGUUUAAAAGCAUCAUUUAGCUGACUUAACAUAUAAAUAUAUGAAUACAUAUUAUAUUGAGCUAUUUCUUGCAGAUUUCAUCUAUUCUCACUUCACUUCCUUGUAACCUAUAAAACUUGAAGCACUUUUCUUGAAACAUGCACUGUUCAGACAUCUGCUUGCCACUCACAAAGGGACACUGUUGGCUGCUGGGCCACAUAAUUCUGCUUUACAUUUACACACAUUUUUAUAUCAAUCAACUUAUUAUUGUGGGAAGAUAUUCGUUUGAUUUUAUACUUGGUUUUGUGUCAUGUCAUUAGUUCUAUUGAAGGCCCUUAUUGUAAAUGGACCUAUUCGAUUUCCUGUUCAACUGUGUGGACCGCUAUACCAUAAUCUUUAUGGGCUUUAUUUUAUAUCUUACAUUGUUCAUAGUGCGUUCAUUUAGUGGGGCAAUCAUUUAAAACAUAUUUCAUAUGAAUAGCCAUUAUAAACAUACAGUUGUGAAAACACCAAACAAGAAGUGACGCCAUCCAUUCUGGUUUAUGCUGUCAGACAUGUGUCUGAGCUGAUUGGGCUGUCAAACAUUUACAGUCAUCUUUGGAUUGCAUGGCAAAACACAGAACAUGGCUGUGUAGCACUGAGUUCACAUGCAAAACAAGAUGUAAGUGGAAGCUGUCCUCAACCCACUUGGAAAAUGGGAGUUUUAAAAUAAUACCUCUUGGACUAAUCAAAUAUAAUUUAAAUCAAAUUUAGUUUACGAUUAGUGUCAGAAAUUCAAACUUUAUUGAUUCGAACUUGUCAUGUACUCGUGAAUUUGUAUUUUAGUCUUAGAUUUUGCAUUAACUGGUGGCAGUUCAUGUUGACUGGUGAAUGAGCUGUGGCGUAUUGUCACGUGUUCACUAAUGGAUUUGACCCACUGCAUUGUCUUAAAGGACUUGAGAACAAACUGAUUAGACAUCAUUGAAUGAACAUGUGUGUGCUGCAAGGUUUCUUUUGGUGUGUUCAGUUUCAGCUUUGUAUCAGCCAAUAUUUUUAUAUUUAUUUUUUUGCUUUUAUAUUUUAUUAUAAACAUAUGACACUAAUAAUGCUAAAAGGUUGAUAUUAAUAUUAGUAAUUUUGCGUUCUAAUUUUAACUUAAGAAUUUUUUUCAUUAGUUCACCUAGUGCAGGAGAGUUUCUAUAGAUGGUUGUGUUCAAAUCCACAGAUAUUAAAAUGCCAUACAAACUUGACGGGUCAUAGAGGCUGUCAUACAUUCUUGAGUUAAAUUUAAAAUCUUCACUCUUUAAUGUGUUGAUUUAGGUGUCUGUUGAAAGACUACGAAAAUCAAUACAAUUGUGGCAUUAUGAAUUGUUGAACAAGACUAUGUCGCUGUAUCUCAGUGCUUCUCAAAGUUGUUGGAUUCAAGGCCCCUGUCAGACUAAAGCUACCUCAGAGGCCAACCCUCGUUAACUACGGCAACACUUGGCUGUGGUCACCAGCGCCCACUUGCACCUGAGAACCUCUGCUUCAGCUCAGGUUCGAGACAAGUCGAGAUAAACUCUUAGAAACUAAGUGACUUUUUGAAGGACACACUUUUGGUAUUAGCCAUGGUGCGGUAGACUUUCUCAAUGCCCAUUUAGGACAUGACUUUUGCGGGCUCCAAUGUCUGGGCACAGGGUACACCAAGGGUACACCAAGUCCUCUCAUGUGUCCAUCAUUUAAUGUGUCUGAUUGUUAUAAGAUAAUAUGAUGUGUUCCCCUGAUUACAACCCAUGAGAGUGAGUGCCAUGACGGGAAUGAGCCAACUGACAGAACAUAAUCAUAAUAAUACCACCAACCAAUGUUAUGGAGUUAUUUUGAAGUCUACGGAUUAUUCAUCUGUUGAAUGUUUGUUGAUAACUCAAGAAUUCACCUUGAAAUAUGCAAAGUUUUGUAUUGUUGGCUGUGAGACUCGAACAAGUAAAAGCUCUGAUGUACAUUGGAUUUAUCCUCUGAACUUCUUUAUUCUAUGUUAUUUUACUCAAGUGGGUUCAAAAUAAAACUAUAUUUGACGUCCAAAAC